Molecule: messenger RNA, 1147 nt
Organism: Ochlerotatus camptorhynchus
Lineage: Eukaryota; Metazoa; Arthropoda; Insecta; Diptera; Culicidae
Product: U5 small nuclear ribonucleoprotein 40 kDa protein
Exons: 2
Coding region: 64-1119 (351 amino acids)
Cellular component (GO): catalytic step 2 spliceosome
Molecular function (GO): RNA binding; protein binding
Source: RefSeq, a predicted model, not a curated record
UUUUAAAAGUGUCGGGUUGUUUAAAUUUCUUAAAAUUCCAUAACUUUUUGAGUGACGAAAAUCAUGAUGUCUGCCGCACAGAAGCGUCCGUCGGACGCGCUAGUUCCCGUUCCGCAGACCAAAAAGUCGCGUACGGAUCUGAUGGCCUACACGGCGAAAGACAAGCAGCUCUUGGAACAAAAUAAUGUGGACCGAACAUCCAACCUACUUGCCCCGAUCAUGCUGCUGGAGGGUCACGGAGGGGAAAUCUUUUCAACCGAGUUCCAUCCGGAGGGGCAACACCUCGUAUCGACCGGAUUCGAUCGCCAGAUCUUCCUUUGGAACGUUUACGGUGAAUGCGAAAAUGUUGGAAUGAUGACGGGCCACUCGGGGGCAGUGAUGGAGGUCCAUUUUUCGCCAGAUGGCGGUAAUUUGUACACAUGCAGUACGGAUAAAAUUGUAGCUGUAUGGGAUGUGCCCACCUGUUCCAGAAUUCGCAAACUGAAGGGACAUUCGCAUUUCGUAAACAGUUGCAGUGGAGCUCGACGAGGACCGACUUUGAUUGUGUCCGGAUCGGACGAUUCCACCAUCAAGAUUUGGGAUGCAAGAAAGAAAAAUGUUCUUCACACAUUCGACAAUGGCUAUCAAGUUACGACGGUUUGCUUCAACGAUACAGCUGAACAGAUUAUCUCUGGAGGGAUCGAUAAUGAGAUCAAAGUUUGGGACAUCCGUAAGAAGGACGUAAUCUAUCGCCUGAGAGGACAUACCGACACGAUUACGGGAUUGUCUCUGUCGCCGGAUGGAUCUUACGUGCUGAGUAAUUCUAUGGACAACACACUAAGAAUUUGGGAUGUUAGACCAUACGCACCGGCUGAAAGAUGUGUCAAGGUAUUCAACGGUCAUCAGCAUAACUUCGAGAAGAAUUUACUCCGCUGUGCCUGGUCCCCCGACGGAUCCAAAAUAAGCAGUGGUUCCGCAGAUCGAUUUGUCUACAUUUGGGACACGACUUCCAGAAGAAUCUUGUACAAACUACCCGGACACAAUGGAAGCAUUAACGAUGUAGAUUUUCACCCAACAGAACCGGUCAUCGUUUCAGGUUCAAGCGACAAAACUCUCUACCUGGGAGAAUUUGAAGGCUAGAAGUAUCAAAAAGAAAAUAAAACAAAUU